Epinephelus moara (kelp grouper) is the source of this 4598-nucleotide messenger RNA. RefSeq names its product sterol O-acyltransferase 2 (gene soat2). Gene Ontology annotation, molecular function: fatty-acyl-CoA binding; cholesterol O-acyltransferase activity; cholesterol binding. NCBI's taxonomy places the organism in Eukaryota, Metazoa, Chordata, Actinopteri, Perciformes, Serranidae. The record is from RefSeq and is a predicted model, not a curated record. Gene Ontology annotation, biological process: cholesterol efflux; cholesterol metabolic process. The transcript has 16 exons. Bases 206 to 1801 code for a protein of 531 amino acids. Gene Ontology annotation, cellular component: endoplasmic reticulum membrane.
GUGCAACAUAGCAGCAGAGGAAAGGAGAGGACACAGAUCACAAGACCUGUGACGCAGGCUGACUUAAAAACGCUCCAGCAACUCUCUCUCAGCAGGAGUCUUUGAUUGAAUCUGCCUCCACUGAGCUUAAGGCUAGAAGACUGUGAUUUUCCACCUGCGGCCCAGGAGAUUGUCCUAAGUGUUGUGGCGUGGGAGGGUGGUAACCAUGACGACUGCAGAGCCACCUAACGGACUGUGGCGCCGAAACAUCAGAGCCCGUCAGUCAGAUGAGGUCUCUGGUCAGGCUGGAGACCAUGAUAAUUCACAAGAGGAAGAUCUAAGACAGUGGCAGAAACAUGCACAGAAGGUGAAGAUGAAAGUCCUGGAGCAGGUCCAGGAUCAGCUCAGUGAUUUACUGGACAAAGCACUGACUGAGUCUGUCCAGCCUUUUACCCAACUACAGCCAACAGUUAAUGGAAAGACGACAAUAAACCCCUCAUCCAGAUCUCAGAGAAUGGAUGAUGGCAAAGUGUUCAUGGCCAGACCGUCACUGUUGGACGAACUGUUUGAGAUCAACCACAUCAGGACCAUCUACCACAUGUUCAUCGCUGUACUUGUCAUCUUCUGUUUGAGCACACUGGCUGUGGACUACAUCGACCAGGGCAGGUUGGUCUUGGAGUUCGACAUUCUGUUCUGGGCCUUUGGGAAGGUGGGAACAGUCACCUGGGCCUGGUUUGUGAUGUUUGUCUACACCCUGCUCGCUCCGUACUACACGCUGGUGUUUUGGGGAUGUUUGUACCACAGCUCACCCUCUAAGUUGGGGCUGUCUCUCGGCACGGGCCUGGUCCUAUCUGCAGUGCAGACCUGCAUACUGGGACUGUUCCCCAUCUACGUGGCUGUGCACUACCAGCUGCCUCCGGCCUCGCGGUUCAUUGUGAUACUGGAGCAGAUUCGAUUCCUGAUGAAGAGCUACUCGUUCAUAAGAGAAACCGCUCCUGUUAUCAUGAAGAAUCCACCAAAGGAAGGAGAAAGUCCCAGAUUACCAACAUUUUCCAGCUAUCUGUACUUCCUCUUCUGUCCAACACUCAUCUACAGGGAAUCAUAUCCUCGGAAUACCCAUAUUAGAUGGAAGUACGUUGGCAUCACACUUGGAAUGAUCUUAGGAUGCCUGUUUUACGGCUACUUCAUCCUGGUGCGGCUCUGCGUGCCUGUCUUCAGACCUGAGACCAACCAGCCGUUCAGUAAACGAACGAUGGUUCUUGCUGUGUUCAACUCAAUAUUACCAGGUAUAAUGCUCCUUCUGUUGUGUUUCUUUGCCUUCCUGCACUGCUGGCUCAACCUCUUCGGGGAGCUGCUGCGUUUUGCUGACAGAAUGUUUUACAAGGACUGGUGGAACUCGACAUCUUUCGCCAACUAUUACCGAACCUGGAACGUAGUGGUUCAUGACUGGCUCUAUUACUAUGGAUACAGAGACUUCCUCUGGCUGUCGAAAAGGAAAUUCCGAACAGCUGCCAUGCUCUCUGUGUUCAUCGUCUCCGCUGUUGUCCACGAGUACGCCUUCACCAUGGGUUUUGGCUUCUUCUAUCCCGUCAUGUUCUGUCUCUUUGCCAUCUUUGGAGUGGUGUUCAACUUCACGAUGAACGACAAGCGCCAGAGCCCUGUGUUCAAUGUCAUCAUGUGGGCGUGUCUCUUCCUCGGUCAGGGUGUCCAGGUGUGUCUCUACUGCCAGGAGUGGUACGCUCAGAUACACUGCCCUCGGAAAGAGAAUAGCUUCUGGGAGUUGGUGACGCCGCGAUCGUGGUCGUGCAGCUACCAGAGAUGAUGCUGCCUCCCUGCUGGGCUGAUAAAUCAUGAGGGUACAGGGUCAGAAAAUGACAAAGGACUGAACACAGGAGAGAAAGAAACUUUGAAGACAUGUAAAUAUGUACGUUUUUUCAGUUUUUAGUGUGUAAGUUUUUCUUUGGGUCAAGAUUUGACUGUCCCUUUUUUUCUUUAUGUUGUUAUUCAGGGCUGAUGUUACCCAUAAUAUCACCUCUGAAAUAUUCCAAGUUUGUGUUUGUAUGAUAGUGUUAAAUAAUGUUUAAAGGAGCUGUAUGUGACAUUCAGAGCAUAUCUAUGAUUCAGAAUCUGAGCCGGGAUUGCUUGCACAUGGCUCUCAACAUGGAGACGGCUAAGCCGGUGGCUAGUAGCUAACAGUGCUAAUAACACAGUCAGUGGGAACAAUGGCAACAGUGCUGACAAUGGCGUUCACCACUGUGGGUCGGGACGGUGUUAUCAGUGGUAACCACCGCAGUGUGUGAACUAAAACAUGGCUUUCAGGGGAGAUCACUUUUUUUACGGAGGGUGGGGGGCACUUGCAUAUGCCUCAAAGAAAGGACUGAUUGUGACUCUUGUUACAAAUAAAACAUUUUGAACAGCUGAAACCAUGUAGGCCUAGUUGCUCUAGUAUGUUUGCACAUCUGAUCUGAGAAGUUGUUUUGUUUUUUUUCUGAUGUUUGAGUUGAAGUGAGAGAGGUUAAUUGUGCCACCACGCUUUGGAUGUGAUGGCAUGAAUAGCAUGCAUGUAUUUAAUAUUUUUAUUAGAGCAAAUUAGUGAUGACUCACCCUUGUGCUUGGACCACACAUCAGUAACAGUAAUUUUAUGAAUUUUCCAUGAUGAUGACGAUAUGGAAAUAUAGCAGUGCUUGGCAAAAAUAGCAUAUUGUCAAUAUAUCAAAGACAGCUAAAAAAAAAAAAAAAAAAAAAAAAAAUGAACAAAUCAUGUUUACGGGUGAGCUCAUGCCUUAUUAAGAGAAGCCAAGCUCCUCCCUGGCUCCACUGUAGUUCGCACCCUGAACUGCAGUAUGAGCGCAGUGCAGAGAGGUGGCGAUUAGCUUACCAUUGGGACACACUCACAGGGACUCAUGCACUAACAUGUAUGUGCAGCUGAACCAGUUUACCACAAAAAAGAACAGGGAAGCUGGGAUUACAACACACAAAGGUAGUGUGACUUCAUUUUCUGCUCAGGACACCAUUACUCUACUAUAUCUUCACAUGGCAAAUAGCUGUUUGCUACUUUAUUAAUGCUCUGAAUGUCAUAUACCAGGGGUGUCAAACUCAUUUUAGUUCAUGGGCCACAUACAGUCCGAUUUAAUCGCAGGUGGGCCUGACCAGUAAAACCAUUGCACAAUGUCCUAUAAAUAUCAAACACCUCUGAAUUUUUACCUUUUUUUGUUGAAAGAAGUACAUUUUGAAAAUGCUCAUCCAUUUACAACACAGCUGACAAACAACCUGUGAUGUCUUCAGAAGAAUAAAUGCAAUUUCAACAAUAUUUCUCACUCAGUUUUUCCACAUUUAGUCAGUCAACUACUCACUGCCAUUACAUAUGUAUUUCUCUAUACAUUUCCACUCUACUGUAGUAAUCCUGAAAGCACCACACAAAACUAAAGUGAAAGAAAAGCCUCUGAAGCAGCAUUUUACAUGAAGAAAGCCACUCACUGUUUAACUUGCUCCUGAAACCUGGCACCUCUUAGCCUUCACAAGUUCAUCACUAUUAGGUGUGCAAGGUCAGGGCCGGAUUGGACCCUUUGGCGGGCCGGAUCUGGCCCCAAGCCGUGUGUUUGACACCCGUCGUAUACAGUUCCUUUAAUAAUUCAAGCUGUGUAAAACUUUCUUUAAAAACUGUUGUAAUUAACAGAUUUUUUUUUUUUUUUUUUAUCAAGUGCUGAUAGAAUAUCAUACUGUAAGCAAACCGUUGCACAUUAAUCAACCAGUAGCAUGUUUACCGAAAGACAAGGUCUUAAUGAAGUACAAAGUUUUAGGGAAAUUUGUCCGUUUUUUAAAUACAAAUCAAACAAAUAACAUACAACAUAUUAAUUAUUGAGCUUUAGAGGUGCUGGUUGGCAGAUUCUUGACCUUUGGACAUAGCCAGGCUAGCUGUUCCCCCCUGUUACCAGUCUUUAUGCUAAGCUAAGCUAAUCACUUCCUGGGUCAAGCUCCAUAUUUAACCCAAAGUCAUAUACAAAAUAACCUACUGGCGGAAAAUAUGUACUGUAUAUAUGGUUAUAUUCUUAACCUAACUGAAUGCAUUUCUUUGAAAUAAUAAAUGUAUUUAAAUGUUGUAAUAAUAAACCCUCAGGAGCCCCAAACUCUCUUUAGCUUGCCUUAUUUCUGCUGUAUUUAUAGUAAAGCUGGACAUGGUUGUUUUACAGCAGACAGGUGACAUCAGUGACUCCCAACAGGCUUUGCCACAGCGAGGGCACCUGCCCUGCAGUGUGUGUUGCAUGUUUAAUCCUGCCUCUGUUGACGUUCAGCCAACAGGGAUUGGUUGGGAGAGCACGUACGUUAGCCAACCAGCAACAGGCAGAGCAGCGUCUUAUCAAUCUGCCACAAAGCCUCUGUUUGCCUGCCUGCCACAUCCCUCUGAAGUCAUACAGGAAGGAGAGGAUUAACAUUGGUACAGUGUUUGCAUUAGUGAUGUAAUGCUCUGUAAACUGAUAUACUGUAAUACCAUGGCAGCUCAGAGAGCCACGGCAGCACAGGUAAUUUCAGAGGCAGCGUCAAGAGUAGAAUGAAAUGUAUUUGUGUCUGACAUAAUUCAUUUUGAGCUUGAAAAUAAAAUCAUGUUUUUUGCAUUAUCA